CCUCACACAAACACGCAAGCAACCAGGCAGCACAAGAGCACAGCGAUCCAUCGAACCAGAGCGAGGCAGUUGAUUUCUUUUGUUUGUUUUGCCCUGCGAGACGACGAGGAAAGCGGCGACAUGAGUCACGUGGACGUCAAGAACUUGAAGCCCAGCAACUUCGAGGACCAGUACUACGACCAGUACGAUUACUACAACCUAAGUGACAAAUACACAGAGGGGGCAUCUCGCAAAGGUCGCACAAAGAAGGAGGCCAGCGAAAACACCAACAGGCACGUCCCGGCGGGACACGAGCGAAAGAUCGCCGAGAAACUUCAAAACAGCGACAAGAAGACCAAAGAAUGAAAGUCCAAGGACUCAUCUGACGGCUCAAGCGGACACGACCUGCAGUGACGAUGGCACGGGAGCGACCACGUCGUCCGUCCCGGCGCCGACGUCCGUCCUGAUGACCAAGUCGGCUGCCUGUGAACCGACCACCCGCAGCGGUGGUGCGCGUGGCGGCAGCGGGAACAUUUGGGUGUUACAUGGCGGAUUUCGCAAUAAAGUUUGACAUAUGCUUUGUUGAACAAAACAAUAAAUAUGAUGUGAGCAACAUUGCCCUCUGCUGGAUUAAAAGUCACAUGACAAUUUGGGA
This is a messenger RNA of Hippocampus comes (tiger tail seahorse), 634 nucleotides long. RefSeq names its product nuclear protein 1b (gene nupr1b). Gene Ontology annotation, cellular component: nucleus. The coding region runs from base 121 to 345 and encodes 74 amino acids. NCBI's taxonomy places the organism in Eukaryota, Metazoa, Chordata, Actinopteri, Syngnathiformes, Syngnathidae. Gene Ontology annotation, biological process: regulation of transcription by RNA polymerase II; negative regulation of cell cycle; negative regulation of cell population proliferation. The transcript is spliced from 3 exons. The record is from RefSeq and is a predicted model, not a curated record.